AUGAUAUCAGAGGGGUUACUAGAGGUAUUCGUACCAGCUGUUGAUGUAUCUGAAUUUGUAGUAGACCAGCAAAAUAAUGUUGAUACCAAGUCAACAGAGGAUAAGAUAAUAGAUGAUUGUUUGCUUAAGCAAACACUGAUGCUAGAAUUUGAGCAGUAUAAGCCUGAUAGCAAAACAAAUAAUACAGUAUCAGAGUUUUCAGAAAAUUCUAAUAACAGUCCAUUAUCUAAAUCAUGUAAUGCUUCUUCUAGCUUCGAAUGUGAUGAGAGGAUGGGGAAAAUUCCCUAUAAUCUGAAAGUAGAACAAGACUUGAGAGACAAGUUAUCUACUUACAUGAAAG
Messenger RNA from Funneliformis mosseae, 340 nucleotides. The record is from the annotation of a GenBank genome assembly. NCBI's taxonomy places the organism in Eukaryota, Fungi, Glomeromycota, Glomeromycetes, Glomerales, Glomeraceae.